CAAGGACUUCUCUUCUCCUAUAGAGCAGAUACUCACACACACACCAUUCCACCACCAAAAACCCCAGAUUUCACACACUCCCUGAGGGAAGCAAUGGAAGAGGAUAAGAUGUUAUCAGCUCCUCAUGGAGGAGGAGCAAAAGCAAAAGCAACCAACAUCAUCCGCGGUGCAAUAGUGGGACUAUGUAUAAUUGUAUUUCUUGGUUAUAUCAUGAUGUGGUGCAUCAUGCCAACUGAUACGUAUUACAACAAAUGGGUUCCUCACAUCAUGGCCAGCACCAAUUCAACUUACUUCGGAUUACAAGGUCCAAUACUGCUGGAUUUUACAUUUCCUAUCUUGUUCAUUGCUGUUAUGGGAUGCAUAUAUACUCAUUUGGGAAAGGGAAUGGAGAGCAGUGACAGGAAAAAGGAUCCGUUCAAGAAGUUGAGGCGGCCCAUGAUCAUCAAAGGCCUCGGAAUUGUUAACUGGAUAGAGCUUUUCUUUUUUGCCAUGUUCAUCCUCCUCUGCCUGUGGUACUUCUCUUCUUUCAUGCAUUUCUGGUACGAGAAGAUCAACAUGGAAGCCAUGUCUCGAGGAGAUAAGCUGUGGCAAGCGAAGUUGGAAAGAUUUGCUUUGGUGAUUGGUCUGGCGGGGAAUGUAUGCUUGACAUUUCUCUUCUUUCCGGUGACAAGAGGAUCAUCAAUAUUGGCUUUCUUGGGUUUAACUUCAGAGGCCAGCAUCAAGUACCACAUUUGGCUUGGACACCUUUCCAUGACCAUGUUUACCGCUCAUGGCUUUUCUUAUCUCAUUUAUUGGGCUCUCACUCAUCGGUUAUCAGAGGCGCUAAAAUGGGAUGAGAUGUGGGAUCAAACCUAUGUAAACAACAUAGCAGGAGAGCUAUGCUUGCUGUCUGGAUUAGUGAUGUGGAGCACAACUUUCCCAAGCAUCAGACGACGCAUGUUUGAAGUCUUCUACUACACUCACAACCUCUACAUCCUCUUCAUCAUUUUCUACAUUCUUCACAAGGGCCUUUUUUUCAUCUGCAUUAUGCUUCCUGGGAUGUACCUCUUCGUGAUCGAUCGAUUCCUGAGGUUCUUACAAUCAAGACAAAAGGUCCGUCUAGUUUCUGCUCGUGUUCUACCCUGUGAAACUGUCGAGCUCAACUUCUCCAAAAGCCGAGCUUUGAACUACACUCCAACAAGCACUAUGUUCGUGAGUAUCCCCAUCAUUUCUAAGCUGCAGUGGCAUCCGUUCACCGUUACUUCCAACAGUCAUUUGGAACCAGACACGCUCAGUGUGGUGAUUAAAUGCGAAGGGAGUUGGACUAAGAAGCUUUACGACCUGAUUUCAUCGCCUUCUUCUGUUGAUCGUCUUCAAGCUUCUAUUGAAGGACCCUAUGGACCUCCAACAACUCACUUUCUCAGGCAUGACAUGCUUGUGAUGGUCAGCGGAGGAAGUGGAAUCACGCCUUUCAUCUCUAUCAUCAGAGAUUUGAUGUUUAUGAGCUCAGCACGAAAAUGCAAGACUCCCAAGCUACUGCUGAUCAGCACAUUCAGGAACUCCUCGCAUCUCUCCAUGCUAGACCUUCUCCUUCCAGUUUCUGGUGCUUCUGCAGGAUCUUGCAAUUUGGACCUACAAAUAGAGGCUUAUGUAACCAGAGAAAAGGUGCAACCGCUGGAGAAAGCGGAACCUGCCCGGAUCAUUCGCUUCAGGCCACUGCCAUCAGAUUCUCCCAUAUCUCCCAACUUGGGCAAAAAUAGUUGGCUUUGGCUCGCCGCAAUCAUCUCAUCCUCUUUCGUCAUUUUCCUUUUCAUUUUGGGUAUCAUUACUCGCUACUACAUUUACCCCAUUGAUCACAACACCAACAAGGUCAACCUGAUGACUCAAAGGACCGUGCUAACUACACUCAUCAUAUGCUUCUCAAUCGCGAUCACGGCCACCGCUGCUUUUCUGUGGAACAAGAACCAAAAUGUCAAGGAAACCAAACAGAUCCAGGAUUUGGAAGAUUCAACAACAGGAGGAUCAUCCGGCUCCAUGCAUGAUGCUGCUGAUAGAGAAUUAGAGAGUCUUCCCCAUCAAUCUCUCGUCAAAUCUAUGAAGGUGCACUAUGGAGCAAGACCCGACCUCAAGCGAAUUUUGCUGCAGAGUAAGGGAUCAAGCAUUGGAGCUCUCGUGUGCGGCCCUAAGCAGAUGAGGCAUGAUGUAGCCGCCAUUUGCUCAUCCGGUUUAGCAGAAAACCUUCACUUUGAAUCAAUCAGCUUCAGUUGGUGAUUACCUGAUCCUCGGAUUGGAUACCAGAUGCAUGUAUGUAAAAGCUGAAUAGUAAUCUAAGCUGAACCAGGGACCCAUCAAAUACGUGUUUGUGUGUGUAUAGCUAGUAAUUCUAUGUCAUCGUUAUUAGUGUUGAUUGUUGUAUUCCCCGCUCCCCGCCCCCAAUUUUCUGGUCGAAAGCUAAGUACCAUACGGACGUUACUAAGUUCGAUGUUGAAGAAGUUUGGAUGCCCGCCGAGCGGCCUAGAUUUCAGAGAUGCAGUCUCCUUGUUUAUCAUCUUAUAAAAAGAUCAAAUAUUUUACUCUA
Messenger RNA from Coffea arabica (coffee), 2557 nucleotides. RefSeq names its product ferric reduction oxidase 2-like. The record is from RefSeq and is a predicted model, not a curated record. Gene Ontology annotation, cellular component: plasma membrane. Gene Ontology annotation, molecular function: ferric-chelate reductase activity. Lineage: Eukaryota; Viridiplantae; Streptophyta; Magnoliopsida; Gentianales; Rubiaceae.